This is a messenger RNA of Dictyostelium discoideum AX4, 216 nucleotides long. RefSeq lists its product as hypothetical. The transcript has a single exon. Bases 1 to 216 code for a protein of 71 amino acids. The record is from RefSeq and is a predicted model, not a curated record. Lineage: Eukaryota; Evosea; Eumycetozoa; Dictyosteliales; Dictyosteliaceae.
AUGUUAUACAUUCUUAUUUAUUAUAAUCAAUACCAACAACAACAACAACAACAACAACAACAACAACAACAACAACAACAACAACAACAACAACAACAACAACAACAACAACAACAACAACAACAACAACAACAACAACAACAACAACAACAAUCAUCAUCACCACAAUCAUUAUCAUCACCACAAUCGUUAUCAUCAUCACCUUGUUGGUAUUGA